Messenger RNA from Thunnus maccoyii (southern bluefin tuna), 2623 nucleotides. RefSeq names its product tubulin, beta 6 class V (gene tubb6). The record is from RefSeq and is a predicted model, not a curated record. Gene Ontology annotation, biological process: microtubule cytoskeleton organization; mitotic cell cycle. Gene Ontology annotation, cellular component: cytoplasm; microtubule. Bases 143 to 1483 code for a protein of 446 amino acids. The transcript is spliced from 6 exons. NCBI's taxonomy places the organism in Eukaryota, Metazoa, Chordata, Actinopteri, Scombriformes, Scombridae. Gene Ontology annotation, molecular function: GTPase activity; structural constituent of cytoskeleton; GTP binding.
UCCGCGCACGAGAGCAGCAGCAGAUGAAGCCGGCCGCGCGCUCCCGUGGUGGAUCAGACACACGCCGGCAUCCAGCAGCGGAGGAACGACUGAUCUCAGAGAAUCACCGGAGAGAGAAAAAGACCGAGAGAAAAGACGAAAGAUGAGGGAAAUAGUUCACAUCCAGGCCGGACAGUGCGGGAACCAGAUCGGGACCAAGUUCUGGGAAGUGAUCAGCGACGAGCACGGCAUCGACCCUGCAGGAAACUAUGUGGGUGACUCAGCUCUUCAGCUGGACAGGGUCAACGUCUACUACAAUGAGGCAUCCUCACAUAAAUAUGUCCCCCGGUCAGUGCUGGUCGACUUGGAGCCAGGAACCAUGGACAGUGUUCGUUCAGGAGCCUUCGGACAACUCUUCAGACCAGACAACUUCAUCUUUGGUCAGACAGGUGCGGGGAACAACUGGGCUAAAGGUCACUACACGGAGGGGGCGGAGCUCGUAGACUCAGUCCUGGACAUAGUGAGGAAGGAGUGCGAGCACUGUGAUUGUCUCCAGGGUUUCCAGCUGACUCACUCUCUGGGAGGGGGCACCGGCUCGGGUAUGGGCACCCUGCUGAUCAGUAAGAUCCGAGAGGAGUACCCUGACCGGAUCAUGAACACCUUCAGUGUCAUGCCCUCACCUAAGGUGUCGGACACCGUGGUGGAACCCUACAAUGCCACCUUGUCAGUCCACCAGCUGGUUGAAAACACAGAUGAGACCUACUGCAUUGACAACGAAGCUCUUUACGACAUCUGCUUCCGCACUCUCAAACUCACCACACCCACCUACGGCGACCUCAACCACCUGGUUUCGGCCACCAUGAGCGGCGUGACGACCUCUCUGCGGUUCCCCGGACAGCUCAACGCAGAUCUCCGCAAGCUGGCUGUCAACAUGGUGCCUUUCCCCAGACUCCACUUCUUCAUGCCAGGGUUUGCUCCUCUGACGGCGAGAGGCAGCCAGCAGUACCGAGCACUCACCGUUCCCGAGCUCACCCAGCAGAUGUUCGAUGCCAGAAACAUGAUGGCGGCCUGCGACCCUCGACAUGGACGCUACCUGACCGUUGCCACUGUUUUCCGCGGGCCCAUGUCCAUGAAGGAGGUGGAUGAGCAGAUGCUGAACGUCCAGAACAAGAACAGCAGCUACUUCGUGGAGUGGAUCCCCAACAACGUCAAGGUGGCCGUCUGUGAUAUCGCUCCCCGGGGGCUCAAGAUGGCAGCCACUUUCAUCGGCAACAGCACGGCCAUCCAGGAGUUGUUCAAGCGCAUCUCAGAGCAGUUCUCCGCCAUGUUCCGCCGAAAGGCCUUCCUGCACUGGUUCACAGGCGAGGGCAUGGACGAGAUGGAGUUCACGGAGGCGGAGAGCAACAUGAACGACCUGGUGUCCGAGUACCAGCAGUACCAGGAAGCCACUGCCAACGACGGCGAGGAGAACUUUGAGGACGAGGAGGACGAGAUCAACGAGUAAGGAGACCGAACACGACUGGUAAAGCUCUGAGGGAACGCUGGUAGAGCAAUCAUGUGACAUCAGAAUAAUAAUGCUCAAAUCUAGUAGUUCUGAAACAGUAGUAGUAGUUCUUUUAAUGACGUCAUCUCGUUGUGUCCUCUUCUUCUGCAAUGGUUUAAUGGCACCAACUGAAGAAGCGCCACCUACUGUUUAUCUCUUAAUAUUCACACAACAGCAGUGGAUGGAAACAAACAUUAAAUUUAAUUUUCUUUUGGCGAUUUUCUGGAAAUUUGGUUAAAACUUAAUGUAAACUUGGCUAAUAAGACAAUUCGCCAGUUAAUAAACUAGUCAGUUUGAAUAUUGAUAGUUGAUUUUUACUUGAUUUUUAUGAAUGUAAAAAAAUUUGCAACAACUGCAAAAAUCCAAAGAUUACAAUGGAUAUUUUCUGGGUUGUUUUGGGGUGCUAGAACAACUUAUAUAAGAGAAUGGAGUCAUUAUUUUCAGCAUUUAAAAUCUAGACAGCUAAUGGAAUGAUUGAAAAAAUAAUCAACAAAUAUAUUAAAGUAAAAAUAAUUGUUAGUUGUUUUUUAAUUUCAAAACACCACUGACAAAUUCUUAAAAAUAUUUUCUCCCACGAUGAGCUCUUGUUUCUACAAUGUUUCUGAAAUGUGGGAAUAUAAUAUUGAAAAUAAUUUUUCUCAGUGUCCUUCCAACAGUCAACAGUGGUUUCUUCUGACAAUGACCUAAAUGUAACCAAACUAACCAUAAAGCUGUCAGAUCAGAAAAUACAAUGAGCCAUUUUGUCAUUUAGGUUCGAGGAUCUGUUGAUCGUUAGGAAUACAAAAAAAAUGUUUGGUAACAGUUAAAAAUGUAAAAUGAAUAUCUAACAAUUCAAUUUAAAGUAGUGAAUGAAGUAGGUGCACUGACAGGAUGCUAACACUUUAAAGUGGAAACAUGAAGGCAUCUUUGACAUUACCUUUGUCUUUUCUACACAGACACAUGCUACUCGUUUUUUAUUUGACCACUUACUUACAAAAUCCUGAUUAACUGUUUUUGUACUGUACUGUGUUUGCGUGUGUUUGUUUUCAAACUGUGAUUUUUGUACAUUGUGAGCACGUCUGGAGUGGCUGAAAUUAAAGCAUUCAGUGCCUUAAAGUGUUA